AUGCUCGGUAAAUUAGUGAAUAAAUUCAAAAAACAUUCACUACAAGAAGAAAUAACAAGCAGUACCGGUUCAACUGGAUCUGCUCCCAAUAAUAGCAAUCCGGAAAAUAACGGAAUAACGAUGACAGCACAAGCUGGAGCAAUUAUUUCACCACUACCUCCUCAACAAGUAAAUCGUCGAAGUGCUCGAAUAAGUGCACUUUAUGAGGACGAUGAUGUAAAUUGUGCAAUAAUUCAGGAUAAUAAUGCAUUGGUAAUGAUUGAUUCGGGAACGGAAUCAGAUGACGAUGAAUUAGAACAACUUGAUUCAAAUUUAAAUAGAGCACCUUCAACGGAUAUAAUGGGAAGCAGUCCACCAAAUCUGACCAGUUCACCACCGCUAGCUAGUGAAUUUGAAACGGAUAGGUUUGUUUGA
This is a messenger RNA of Acanthocheilonema viteae, 414 nucleotides long. The record is from the annotation of a GenBank genome assembly. Lineage: Eukaryota; Metazoa; Nematoda; Chromadorea; Rhabditida; Onchocercidae.